This is a messenger RNA of Zea mays, 2595 nucleotides long. Its product is annotated as RING-H2 finger protein ATL72. Gene Ontology annotation, molecular function: transferase activity. Gene Ontology annotation, biological process: protein ubiquitination. NCBI's taxonomy places the organism in Eukaryota, Viridiplantae, Streptophyta, Magnoliopsida, Poales, Poaceae. The record is from RefSeq and is a predicted model, not a curated record. Bases 1837 to 2517 code for a protein of 226 amino acids. The transcript has a single exon.
UCAUUCUGCUUGUCAAUUCGCCUAUUUUUGCUUUCCGUCCCUUUCUUAAUCCACGUUCUGAUUUCUGCACGUGGCUGCCUUUUCAGCUAUCGAGCCAAAGCUUACGCAAAGAGACAGAGGUGUCGAAUUAGCCUAUACUUCCCACAUGUGUUCCCUCCCUCAGGCCUCAAACAUAGAAAUAGAAGUCGGCUGUAAUUAUUUAAUUUAAUUUGGCUCAUCAGGAUUCAAGCUUGAGAACUCUGGCCCUGUGAUACCCUAUUGAAUUGCAUGUAGCUUAAGUCGAUGGAAUAAAAAAAAGGGUGCACUUAUGGCUAAUUCACUUUUAUACUUGUCAACAAUCAGAAUCGUCCCAGACUCCCAGUGUGCCUGUGGCAGAACAUUCUUUUGCUUCCUGGAUAGUGGAGACAGUCACAUAUGAAAACGAUCUUUUCGUGAGAAAACUAAGACAGAAAGAAAACAUAAGACUCUGAACCUGCAGUUUAGCAAGAUUAGACAUUCCAGGAAAUGCAACUAACGAGACAAUCAUCGUUGGAGGCAGCUGACCUGGGGCGCGCCAUGCAUCCUCGAAAGCAGGCAAAGCUUGUGGGUCGGAGUUGCGAGCUCUGCUCACUGUUCGAAGUGGAAGGGAUCAGAAGCAGCCAAUCAGCAUAUGCAAAAAUGCGACGUGGUUUGUGAGUGGUAAUUAGUUGCUUUGUCAGCUUCACCAUCGAUCGUGCUCACAUGCUUCAUUGUCUUGGUAUGUUACUGCCUCAUGAUUGCUCCAAGAUCGAGGAUACGAUUCUCUACAAGAUUGGUUGGUGUGUGUUAGUGUUACUGUCAGCUGUCAUACUAGUCAAACUCAACUUUCUUGGACCAUGGUUUCUCUCUCUCUCUCACACACACACACAGCUCCCGUCUUUUUGUCAAGUUGAAGGUCUAUCAAGUUGAAGGAUGUUUCCUAUAAGUGAUACAAGAAGGCACUAGUGUCACAGACAGAGUUGCAUUUAUCAUAUGUAUGCUUUAAUUUGUUUUAGUCAGUAGUAAUAGUAGUCAAGAUGUUAAUUAAUCUACUAGUACCUGCGAGUGUACAAUAAUUGCAAUCUGGAAAGAAACCGGAUUUUUGGAAGUCAAACUCACUAUCAUAUAUGCUUUCCCUUGGGCAGACCAUGCCCACGAGUUGAGUUGGCUGGCUGGACCAGAGUUUGACCCCCCAAAGUUCACAAAUAAUUCAGUUGCCAUGAACCACACGGUAUGGCAAGGAGUGGCAGAGGUCAAAGAUACAGCCUCCCCCACAUGCCACAUGGCCUGCAAAAAGAGUGCAACACUAGCAAAUAAUUCAGUGCCUGAUCUCCCUUUUCUAAUCCAUCUCUUGCUGCUGCAUGUGUGCUGCUAAGCCUCCCUUAUCCUGCUUUACACCCAUGAUCAGGCAGACAAGAUCUGGUGCUAUACCAGCUAGUGCCCCUCUGAUUCCCGGAAAGCCACCACUGUUAACAACACACUCACACGCCCAGACCCAGCUAGCUAGCUUCCUAGUGCCUCCUGGCCGGCCUAUCCAUUGCCUUGGCUCCCCUGGGUGCUACUGCUGAUGGGGAAAGACACCUAUGCAAGUUCACGCCAAGCCUUACCGUUGGCUGCAAUCUUGCUGCCCGCCUUAGCCUAUAUAUACUGCUUCCAGUUCAGCACGGCUGAAACUUACUCUUACGAGUCGCGGAGCUAGAGUUACAGCGCUCGCUGGCCUUGAAUUUUGUAGACGAGAGAACAGAUUUGAUUUCACCUGGGAUUGUGAUUUGGGAAGAAAGAGUCGGCGUCAGAGGAGAGGAUCACAAGUUGACGAGUGAAGACACAGUUAAAGCAGGCAUGCAAGAAGGGUACGUGUACUCGCGGAGGGCGCUGCUGCUGACUCCUCUGCACAGCUACGGGGAGAAUGCGGCGGCGAGCCAGGUGGUGGCCGGGCAGGAAGCUCCGGCGGGCGACGGUGUCAGGAGCAGCAGCAGCAGCAGCUUCGACGCGAACGUGGUCAUGAUCCUGGCCGUGCUGCUGUGCGCGCUCAUCUGCGCGCUGGGGCUCAACUCCAUCGUGCGGUGCGCGCUCCGGUGCUCCAGCCGGACGUCGCCCGGCGGGGCGCAGCGCCAGCCGGGCGCGGGGGCGGGGGCGGGGGAGCCGGUGGCGCGGCUUGCGCAGGCUGGGGCGCGGAGGAAGGCGCUGCGCGCGAUGCCGACGCUGGUCUACUCGGCGGGGCUGCUGCCGCUGCAGGCAGCAGGCGGCGGAGGGCCCGUGUGCGCCAUCUGCCUGGCCGAGCUGGAGCCCGGGGAGCGCGUGCGGGUGCUGCCCAAGUGCAACCACGGCUUCCACGUCCGCUGCGUCGACCGCUGGCUGCUGGCGCGGUCCACGUGCCCGACGUGCCGGCAGCCGCUGUUCGGCGCGCCGCACAAGGGCUCCGGCUGCGCCGACGAUGCCGGCGCCGGCGCCGAGCCUCCGGUGCGGGCGUUCCUCGUGCCGCUCCGGCCGGAAGGUUUCAUGACGCCGUACGAUUUUUAGACUAAGAUAGUCGUGUAACCUUUGAUUUGUAGAGAGUAUACAAGCAAAGCAAUACACGCAUGGGCACCGAUCACCGCA